This is a messenger RNA of Salvia miltiorrhiza (redroot sage), 1207 nucleotides long. Its product is annotated as fatty acid desaturase 4, chloroplastic-like. NCBI's taxonomy places the organism in Eukaryota, Viridiplantae, Streptophyta, Magnoliopsida, Lamiales, Lamiaceae. The record is from RefSeq and is a predicted model, not a curated record. The transcript has a single exon. Bases 216 to 1085 code for a protein of 289 amino acids.
ACGGGAUAAUAGUUAUCGACGAAGUAAACACAUCAUCUUCACGACUCUAAUAGCCCCACGCAGCCCACCCACACACCACCACAUUUGCAUCAACUUAAGACUUGGACCUCUUUCAAUUCCAACUAUAACCACAAAUUAUUUUUUCUUGCUAUUAUGUGAUCUCGCACAUCAUCAUCAACAUUGAUGUUUGUCAUACCACAACACCACAUUUUUCAAUGGCUAUUCUACCUCAACGUCACUCAUCUCUCAACCAUGCCCGAAUUCUCAACCGCAUUGCACCUCCGAGCCGCGUUCACAGCUCCGCCACCGCGCCGCCUAGACCCCGUCGCCCCGUCUCAGACCCGUUAACCCUGAGCCCCCGCCCGCCGGUGCUCAACGACCCAAGUUUGCGAUCAAAUUGGUCCCACCGUGCGUGGCUAGCAAGCGGCUGCACCACCGUCCUCAUUUCUCUAGCCAGGUCCGUCGGCGGCGCAGCCGAGUCGCACAUGUGGCUGGAACCGAUGGUUGCCGGAUUAAUCGGGUACGUGGUGGCCGAUCUCGGGUCCGGCGCCUACCACUGGGGCAUCGACAACUACGGCGGCGCGGAGACACCCGUGUUCGGGGCUCAAAUCGAAGGGUUUCAGGGGCACCACAAGUGGCCGUGGAUCAUCACGCGCCGCCAGUUUGCGAACAACCUGCAUGCUCUGGCGCGUGCGGUGACGUUCACGGUGGUACCCAUAAACCUGGUGUGCGACGACCCAACUGUUCUGGCGUUCGUGGCGCUGUGCUCCGGUUGCAUCAUGUUCAGCCAGCAGUUCCACGCGUGGGCGCACACCACCAAGAGCAAGCUGCCGCCGCUGGUGGUGGCGCUGCAGGACGCCGGGGUGCUGGUGUCGCCGUUGCAGCACGCGGCGCACCACCGCCCGCCCUACAACAACAACUACUGCAUUGUGAGCGGGGUUUGGAAUGAGUUGUUGGAUGGUUCGCACUUGUUUGAGGCCAUGGAAAUGCUGAUUUUCUUCAAGUUUGGUGUGAGGCCCAGGUCUUGGUCCGAGCCCAAUUCUGCUUGGACUCAGGAACCUGAAACCACAUCUUUCUUAUCCUAAUAACAAUAUAUAUUCAUUAUUCGUUAUUCCCCUUUUAUUUGGGAAAGGAAUUAAUAUAUAUUCAUUUGUUAUGCAUAUUAACUAAUUAGUAAAUUGAAAUAAAAGUAGUGGUCUUGAUGAUA